Hirsutella rhossiliensis is the source of this 333-nucleotide messenger RNA. Its product is annotated as mitochondrial ribosomal protein. Gene Ontology annotation, cellular component: mitochondrial large ribosomal subunit. Bases 1 to 333 code for a protein of 110 amino acids. The record is from RefSeq and is a predicted model, not a curated record. The transcript has 2 exons. NCBI's taxonomy places the organism in Eukaryota, Fungi, Ascomycota, Sordariomycetes, Hypocreales, Ophiocordycipitaceae. Gene Ontology annotation, molecular function: structural constituent of ribosome.
AUGUUUGGCCCCUUCCGCAUCACCAACCCCCUGUCGGGCGGCCUGCUGUGGAAGAUUCCCUGGCGCCUGUCCAAGUUCCAGAAGAGACGGCACCGGCUGCGGCUGCGGGCCGUCGACGACGUGGUCGCGACCGUCGACGCCGCGCUGGCCAGGCAAGGGCAGACGCUCGAGGCGCUGGAGCGGUGGAAGGCCGAGAUGCCGACAGAGGCCGAGAUGCUGCCGCGCGAUAAGUACACCAUUUUUGACCGCAAGGCCAAGAGGUAUCGCAAGGGCAUUCACAAACUGCCCAAGUGGACGAGGGUUUCGCAGAGACUCAACCCGCCCGGUUACUGA